AUGGACCAGGCAGCUGUGGCGAGGAUGGGUGUGGUGGCAAGCGCCAGUGUGUGCACCCUGGUUGUGGGAGGGUGGGGGAUGCUGGCCCAGUACAUAUGUACCUUGAAGAGGAAGACAACGUGGAAGACCAAGAUUAUCAAGAUGUCUAUUCCAAUUCUACAUAUGAAAAUGAUGCAAGAAUUCCAUAGAAGUUGAGUUCAAAAUAAGAACCCUGUAAGAGUAGAAGAAAUGAUCUGUGGUCUUAUUAAGGGGGGAGCUGCCAAACUUCAGAUAAUAACAGACUUUGAUAUGACACUGAGUAGAUUUUCCUAUUAAGGGAAAAGAUGCCCAAAAUGUGUCAUUGACAACAGUAAGCUGGUUACUGAAUGCUGAGAAAAUUUACUGCAACUAAAGGAAAAAUAUGAUAUUGAAAUUGAUCCUGCUCUUAUCGUAGAAGAGAAGUACUCCUACAUGGUAGAAUGGUAUACUAAAUCACACAGUGCAGAAUCUGAUGUUAUGCUCAAGGAAGGGUAUGAGAAUUUCUUUGAUAAACUCCAACAAUACAGUAUCCCUGUGUUCAUAUUUUCAGCUGGUAUUGGUGAUAUACUGGAGGAGGUAAUCCAUCAAGCUAGCAUUUAUCACCCGAACAUCACAGUAGUGUCCAACUUCAUGGAUUUUGAUGAUAAUGGGGUGCUCAUAGGAUUCAAAGGCAAACUAAUUCCUUUAUUUAACAAACAUGAUGGUGCCUUGAAGAAUACAGAAUAUUUCAAUCGAUGAAAAGAUAGUAGCAACAUAAUUCUGCUGGGAGAUUCCCAAGGGGAUAUAAGAAUGGCAGAUGGAGUAGCCAAUGUUGAACACAUUCUGAAAAUUAGAUAGCUAAAUGAGGUGGAUGAGCUUUUAGAAAAGAACAUGGACUCUUAUGACAUUGUUCUAGUAAAAGAUGAAUCAUUGGAUGUAGCCAACUCUAUCAUACAGAAGAUUCUAUAA
Odobenus rosmarus divergens (Pacific walrus) is the source of this 966-nucleotide messenger RNA. Its product is annotated as cytosolic 5'-nucleotidase III-like. Lineage: Eukaryota; Metazoa; Chordata; Mammalia; Carnivora; Odobenidae. The record is from RefSeq and is a predicted model, not a curated record.